AUGGCACAUCAAUUCAUUAUUAUGAUUAUUAAAUCAUUUCCAUCCAUGUAUUGGAGUUCAAAUAAUUUAUCAGCUCUAUUAGAAAUACAAUCUGCUUUAUAUCAAGGUAAUGAUAAUGGUAAAACUACUUUUAUUAUUUCUGUUAAAAUUAAAAAGAAUUUUAAUAUGAAUAAUUUGAAUAAUAUGAAUAAGACUAGUCUAUCUAGUAUUACUAAUAAUAAUAAUACUAAUAAUAUGAAUAAUAAUAAUAUGAAUAAUAAUGAAAUGAUUGAAGAAGAAGAAUAUGAAGAAUAUUAUUUACCUGAAAAUUAUAGUGAUAGAUGUAAAUUAUUUGAAUCAUUUAAUAGAUUUACAUUAUCAUGGAUUAGUAAAUCAAUGACAGUUGCACCUAAUGUAACACAAACAGCACUUCAACAUUAUUUAAUUAAAUUCCAACAAUCAGAUGUUUCAUCAUUAAGACAUUUUGGUUAUACAUUUGCUGUUUAUUUAUCAACACCUAUUGAACAUUUACAAGCAGUUGGAAGUAAUAUUUUAUUAAAAAGUGAUAAGAGAGGUUUUUCAAUUCUAUCACAAGAUCAAGUUUCAUUAACUCAAUCCAUUUCUGUAAUGUCUUUUAGUUCUGGUCAAGCUAAUUCUUUAAAAUUAAUGUUAGGUAAACGUUCUGCUGAAUCAAUGAUUAUUAAUCAAUUAUCUAAUUUAAUGAAAUUAUAUAAUAAUAAUAAUAUGAAUAAUAAUAUGAAUAAUACUACUAAUAUGAAUGGUAAUGGUAAUAAUGUAAAUGUUAAAUUUUAUGAACAAUUAUCAGAUACAAUGAAAUUAGCAACAGCAUUUGUAUUAAUAUGGUUACCUGUUUAUAUAUUUACAAAAGAAUCAAUGGAUAUUGCUAUUUAUUGUUGGAAUUGGAUUGCAUCUGUUAAAUCUAAUGAUUUUAAUAUUCCAUUAUUAUCUGAAAUUUCAAAUGCAUGGCAAUUUACUAUUCAAAAAGGAUAUGGUUUAUUUAGUGGUCAUCAUGAAAAAGAUGAAGCUGUUGAAUUAGCUGUUCAAUCUAAUAAUCAAUCAAAUACUACUACUAAUACUAUAAUCAAACCAAUCAAUUCAAUCAAACCAAUCAAACAUUUAAUAAUGUAUCAGAAUUUAAAAUAUAUUUAA
This is a messenger RNA of Naegleria gruberi, 1149 nucleotides long. RefSeq lists its product as uncharacterized. Bases 1 to 1149 code for a protein of 382 amino acids. The transcript is spliced from 3 exons. Lineage: Eukaryota; Heterolobosea; Eutetramitea; Acrasida; Naegleriidae. The record is from RefSeq and is a predicted model, not a curated record.